AUGGACGAUGAAACAGAGCCGCCACAAGCACGUCCACGACAUGCGCUGGACAAGUAUGGCCCGAAAUUUGUCGAUAAAACGGAAAAACUCCAUGAUCGAGCCGUCGCAAUGAAGGUCGCAACCAAUGGCGAGCACGAGCCCGCGGGGGGUUUCGACAGUACUCCAAUUCCUCAUGCGCCCCCUGGUUACAGCCUGAAGUUCACUUUUCAUCGCGGAAUCAACCUUCCAUGUGCGGACUUCGGCACGUUCUCGUCUGAUCCUUACGUGAGAGCUCAGCUGGUUGUCGACCUACCUCAGCGGCAUAAACAGGAUCCCAUUGUAACCUUUAGGACGCCAACAGUACGCAAGAACAGAGACCCAGUAUGGGACAGCGAGUGGAUUGUUGCGAAUGUUCCUGCAUCCGGUUUCGAGCUCAAGUGCCAUGUCUACGAUGAGGACGCUGCCGACCAUGAUGAUAAGUUGGGUAUCGCAUACGUCGAGGUCGGCCGUAUCGAUGACAACUGGUCUGGUUUUAAGGAGCAAUCAUUUCGGGUCAAGAAACGACUCGGCAGCAAGCGGGUCUACCUGUUUGGCAAUAUCGCCGCCUUCGCCUCGCGACGUCUCAACCUUGGCUCACAUCUUGUCAUCAGUGUGGAGUGUUUGGGUAAGACCCCAGGUGAGGAGGGUGGACAGAUGUACACCGUCGGGCCCAACUACUGGUUUAAACACUUUUCCCCCCUGAUCGGGCGCCUGACAGGGACGAAAGACGAAGUGCAGAGCUCGGAUGGCAAGAAGGCAGUCAGCCGUUACAAUUUCCAAGCCAUUCAGAUACAGCUAAAGGGUCCGGUACCUGCUGAACUAUAUCAUCGCUAUGUUGAAUUCAAACCCUUUGUAGCGGGUAUGUUCACAUCGCACAGUCUCAGAGGCCGUAUCCUCAAUCGCGCUCUCCAUCAUCAGCAUGAGAGAAUCUACAACUUUGAUCGGACAACUCUUUAUGGUAAAUUCGAAGCGCCGUGUGUCGAGCUCACUCAAAAAUUCCUUGAUUUUGUCCACCAUGCUCAGGGCGGCCGCAUAUUCACUUAUGUCCUCACCCUCGACGGACAGUUCCGAUUUACCGAGACGGGCAAGGAAUUUGGAAUUGACUUGCUAAGCAAACACACCAUGCACAGCAAUGUCUCCAUUUACAUCGCGUAUUCGGGAGAGUUCUUCGUUCGUCGACUGAAACACCGCCAUCGUCAUCAUUCUUCCUGUGCAGAACCAUCAGCGACUGAGAUUCCAACCCAAGGGCCCCAGGCCGAGGCUACCACAGGGGUAUCAACAGACCCUGGCGAUUAUGAGCUUUUCAUCGACAAUGACAGCGGUACUUAUCGUCCCAAUAGCAAAUAUCUUCCACUGCUCAAGGAUUUCCUCUCUAGGACCUUUGUUGGCCUACAUAUUACCACAUUGGACUGCCAGGAAGAUGCUGAGCGAAUGACGGAGCUGAAAACUGAACAAAGAGAAUUCAAGAAGAAAGAGACGGGCCAAAUGACAUUCCUUCAACAACGCAGCAGUUCAUCGCUAUCGAUCUCAAGUUCAGAUGAAGAGGAGCUCGUGGAACGCAGCGGCGCGUCGUCCAAGAAACGAGGAGACUUUGCCCAGAAAGUGCACGACAUGCGCGACGUCAAAGGCCAGGUCAUGAAAUGGGUGGAAGGGGAUGCACACAAGAACAUUGCAGGAAACCACAACGGCCAUAACAGCUCAUCACAUCAGCCAUCUGAGGCCCGACAAUGA
Molecule: messenger RNA, 1749 nt
Organism: Aspergillus fischeri NRRL 181
Lineage: Eukaryota; Fungi; Ascomycota; Eurotiomycetes; Eurotiales; Aspergillaceae
Product: C2 domain protein
Exons: 2
Coding region: 1-1749 (582 amino acids)
Biological process (GO): positive regulation of gene expression
Source: RefSeq, a predicted model, not a curated record